This is a messenger RNA of Penicillium canariense, 1272 nucleotides long. RefSeq names its product putative oxysterol binding protein (Orp8). The record is from RefSeq and is a predicted model, not a curated record. The transcript has 6 exons. The coding region runs from base 1 to 1272 and encodes 423 amino acids. Gene Ontology annotation, cellular component: cytosol; membrane; intracellular membrane-bounded organelle. NCBI's taxonomy places the organism in Eukaryota, Fungi, Ascomycota, Eurotiomycetes, Eurotiales, Aspergillaceae. Gene Ontology annotation, biological process: piecemeal microautophagy of the nucleus; exocytosis; maintenance of cell polarity. Gene Ontology annotation, molecular function: sterol binding.
AUGUCGUCCGCCGCCGUGCCCGAGAAGGCCCCCGACGACUCGUCCAAGCUCAGGACCUUUCUCUCCAUCCUGCGAAAGUUUGUGGGUGUGACAGAUAUCGCAUCCGUGCGGUUCUCAUUGCCGGCCCAACUAUUAGAGCCCCGACCGAAUCUAGAAUACUGGAACUACUUGGAUCGACCGGAAACCUUUGCCAGCAUUGGCAAGUCGGACGAUGAAGUGGGCCGGAUGCUCGAGGUGUUGAGGUUCUGGUUUACCAAGGACCUGAAAUACAUCAAGGGAAAGCCAUGCAAGCCUUACAACUCGACCUUGGGGGAGUUCUUCCGGUGUAGCUGGGAGGUGCAAGACUUUGUCCCCGAGGAAGCCAAUCUCCCCGGUGUCACUGCCACCAGCAAUGGCACCAACGUCCAGGAUGGCGAUGAGAAAGUCAAGGUCUGCUAUUUGACCGAGCAGACCUCGCAUCACCCCCCGGUCUCGGCCUUCUACAUUGAAUGCCCGGAGCGCGGGGUGUCCGCUCGCGGGUUCGACCAGAUCAGCGCCAAGUUUACCGGCACCAGCAUUCGGGUGAGCCCCGGCCAGCACAACCUGGGCAUCUUUGUCAACAUCGAAAAGCGAGACAACGAGGAAUAUCAAUUGACCCACCCCCACGCUCACCUCGGAGGCCUGCUACGGGGUGCGCUGGCCAUCACCGUCUCGGAUGCCUGCUACAUGACCUGCCCCAAGACUCGCAUCAAAGCGAUCCUGCAGUACGUGGAGGAGGGCUGGAUCGGCCGGUCGCAACACAAGCUAGAAGGCGUGAUCUUCCGCUACGAUCCCGACAACGACAACAUCACAAAGCUGAAAGAUGUAGCCGAGAGCGACGUUCUUGCCCGAAUCAGCGGGUCCUGGCAUGGCAAGAUCUACUACACCCCCGCGGGCUCUAAGGAACCCCGUCUGCUCAUCGACAUCACGCCGCUGCACCCCGUGGACAAGAUCCUGCCUCCAGCCGAGCAACAAUUACCGAACGAGUCACUCAAGUUCUGGGGCCAAGUCACCAACGCCAUCGUCGACAAGCAGUUCACGGAAGCGACCCGGAUCAAGCAGGAGAUCGAGGAGCGGCAGCGUCAGAAAGCGGCCGAGCGCAAGGAGAAGGAGGAGGAGUGGAAGCCGCGCUUCUUCAUCGGCGCCGUGACCCCGCUGGGCAAACCCGAACUAACGGCGGAGGGCCAGAAGGCUCUGGAGGGCGUUCGGACUGGGAAUUACGCGUUGGAGGAAGGCCCCGUGCAGGGCGCAUAG